Messenger RNA from Branchiostoma belcheri (Belcher's lancelet), 951 nucleotides. RefSeq names its product ficolin-1-like. The record is from RefSeq and is a predicted model, not a curated record. The transcript is spliced from 3 exons. Bases 1 to 951 code for a protein of 316 amino acids. NCBI's taxonomy places the organism in Eukaryota, Metazoa, Chordata, Leptocardii, Amphioxiformes, Branchiostomatidae.
AUGGCGACAACACGCUGCCUUCAGUUUUUGUGCGUGACGCUGAUGAUCCUCUGUAACGACAAGACCGUGGCAGGUGACAUCAUCGGGGGGAGAGGAGGCCGCGGGUCCACAGACUGCGCUGCCGUGAAAAUCAGGACCUGGACCUUUCAUGCACCUGCGGGGUUUCCCACGGUGAGACACCUGCCGCAGCUCCGAGCCACCUGGAAGCACCUGGAACAGCAGCUGCAAACGGCUGAGGGGAUGUUGGAACAGGUCGAGAGGCACCUGGGUUCUCCGGACAUGUGGAUCGAUUGCUCGGCCAUUUUCCACUCGUCGAACGGGACGGCCAGAAGCGGCGUGUACACCAUCCGCCUGGCGGGGGCGAACCGAUCCGUCCCCGUCUACUGUCGCAUGGAGGGCGGGCAGGGCUGGACGGUCCUUAUGCGGCGUCAGGACGGCUCCGUGGACUUCUACCGCACCUGGGAGGAGUACAAGAUCGGCUUCGGCAACCUGUCCACGGAGUUCUGGCUCGGCAACGACAACAUCCACCUGCUGACCAACCAGGCCAGGUACGGGCUGCGGGUGGAUUUGGAGACGUUCGACGGAGAGUCGAGCUACGCCCAGUACCGGAGCUUCUCCGUCCAGGACGAGGCCUCCAAGUACAGGCUGACUCUCGGGAGAUGGCUCAACGGGACCGCCCGCGACGCUCUCCGCGUCAGCAACAACUUCGCCUUCGCCACAUGGGACAAUGACACUGCUACCAAGACGGCCUUCAGGUUCAGGAGUGCGGGGUGGAUGUACAAUACAUAUUUCCCCAACCUACACGGCGUGUACUACACUCCGCAAACCGCGCCGACCAACACAAAAUUGCCUCUUGAUACCAUCAGAUGGUACAUCAGGAUAGAUGAUAAGGGCAAUAUUUACCCCUUACUGAAGUUUGUUGAGCUGAGGGUCGCACCUGAAGUUACAUGA